CACAUACAUAUAGUCAUACGGUAUUGACUCGGAAGUGUUUGAAUGAUUUAUCUUGAUUUAUGGAGCAAGAGGUGGCCAUCGACUUACCCGAAAGGGCAUAGUGCGGACUGGGGCCAAUGACCUUCAUCAAAUCAAUGUUCUUCGCAUCUUCACCUCCAGUUCACUCAGUGCACCUUCCACAACAUUCACUCUUUCCCUUGAGAAGAAUACUAGUAUAGAAUAAUAUUACUUUCCUAAUCCUUCCGUUGCAGUGCCUCCGUAUUGCGGCCAUGCCGACUUGGCCUUAAACUACCGCCUGUCCUCGAUCGCUAAAAUCAGCCACAUCCCACGGACAGCUAACCAACCAACCAACCUCCCUCCCGCUCACCCUUCCCAAACCUCUCUCAACCACCAUAAACCUCAAGAUAAUGGCCUCUCCAAACCAAUCGCAAACCGCCGGCCCAUCAACCCAACCCCUAACCCCCCCAGCCGAACCCUCGACCAACACCGUCAACGCCUCCCAGCAACCAGCAGCAUCAGGGAGCAACAACACCACCGCACCCACAAGCUCAUCAGUCGCACAACCCACCCAAGUCCCCUCCACCUCCUUAAAAGACAGCGGCAAGUCCCGUCGCCCCCGAGAUGUCCGCCUCAUCCACAUGCUCCUCGCCUCCCUAGGCGUCACCGCAUACCAGGAACGCGUGCCCCUUCAACUCCUCGAUUUCGCCUACCGCUAUACCUCCGGCGUCCUGCAGGACGCCGUCCAUCUCGCGACGGAGGGCUAUGCCGGCGCCACGGGGGAUGCGGGUGGCUCGUCCAGUCGGGGCCCGCCCGAGGUGAAUAGCGUGUCGUUGCCGGCGUUGAGGCUUAGUAUUGCGUCGAGAUUGCAUUAUCAGUUUCAGACGGGCUUGCCGAAGGAGUUUCUUAUGGAUGUUGCGGCAGAGAGGAAUCGUGUUGCCUUGCCCGGUGCUACGAGGGGGUAUGAUCAGGGUCAGCAGGCGAAGCCGCAGGCUAAUCAGAGUGUUCUGAUGGGGGGUAUGAGGCUGCCGCCCGAGAGGUUCUGUUUGACUGGGGUUGGGUGGAAUAUGAAGGAUGAGUGGGAGAGUGAAGGGGAGGAGGAAGUGGAGGAGCCGAAGGAGAGUAAUCACGCUGGGCUGAGUGGUGCGGCUGGUGAAGAGGAGGAGGGAGCCGAGGACGACGAAGAUGGGAAGAUGGAGGAUAUCUUCGGAGAAGAUGCUGUUAUGGGGGAUGGAGAUGAAGACGGGGACAAAGACAUGGCGGAUGUCUAACGGAGUCCCUUUUUCUCUCUUCGUUUUUACUUCCACACAAAAGAAGAAAAUAUCCGGACGGGACUGGCGAUUAGGAGUUCGGCGCACGAAACAGGUGUCUUAUAUUCUGUCAAGAUCAGCCAGACAACAAGCUUUAUCAGGAGGAGAUUUGCUUUCAUUGAGGCUGUGAGAUAUCAA
Molecule: messenger RNA, 1445 nt
Organism: Aspergillus alliaceus
Lineage: Eukaryota; Fungi; Ascomycota; Eurotiomycetes; Eurotiales; Aspergillaceae
Product: putative transcription initiation factor TFIID, 31kD subunit
Exons: 1
Coding region: 408-1268 (286 amino acids)
Biological process (GO): RNA polymerase II preinitiation complex assembly; DNA-templated transcription initiation
Cellular component (GO): transcription factor TFIID complex; SAGA complex
Molecular function (GO): transcription coactivator activity; protein heterodimerization activity; RNA polymerase II general transcription initiation factor activity
Source: RefSeq, a predicted model, not a curated record